Molecule: messenger RNA, 1114 nt
Organism: Ylistrum balloti
Lineage: Eukaryota; Metazoa; Mollusca; Bivalvia; Pectinida; Pectinidae
Product: potassium channel subfamily K member 16-like
Exons: 5
Coding region: 71-1114 (347 amino acids)
Biological process (GO): potassium ion transmembrane transport; stabilization of membrane potential
Cellular component (GO): membrane
Molecular function (GO): potassium ion leak channel activity
Source: RefSeq, a predicted model, not a curated record
UAUAUUCCGUGAAAGAGACCUACAUGUUUUAAGUCUGAACGCCGUGACGUGAUAAGCCUGUGACGUCACAAUGGAUCCUGGUCCGACAUGGAAGAAAAUGUUACCCCUUUCAAUUGUUGUGGUGGUUUUUCUGUGUACUGGAGCGCUCGUGUUCAGCGCCUUGGAAGGAGAUCCGGAACUGGAGAGGAGGCAGGUGCUCAGGGAAUAUCUCAAUAGAUUCCUCAGAAACCACACGUGCAUUGAUUCUGACGAACUACACGAACUGCUGUCGGAAGUGGACACUGAAAUCAACUUUGCUUUGCGCAUGAUCAGAAACAAGACGAUAUACACACAAUGGGAUUUUUCGGGUUCAUUCUCUUUUGUCAUCACUGUUGUCACCACCAUAGGGUACGGAAAUCUGGCACCACGGACGGGUCUGGGAAAGGUGGCUGUCGUAGUGUUUGCCUUCAUCGGGAUACCUAUCACAAUGAUAAUGAUCUCCUAUAUAGGACAAUUGUUGACCAGACUUUCUAAACGGGUCAACAAGUGCAACCUGUGUUCGUCAAAGCCAAUGGUAAACAAGGUGCUCAAUAUCGUGCUGAUUAUAACGCUAGGAAUCACCAUGCUGUUUGGAAUCCCUGCCUUUAUAUUUAAUCAAGUGGAGAAGUGGGACUUCUUGGAGGGAUUGUACUAUUGUUUCGUUACAUUAUCUACGAUAGGGUUCGGUGAUUACAUUGCAGCUAUAUCUGAGAACCGCCUGAGUGAUCGCGGGGCUGGUGACGUGUACCGGGUGGUGACGUAUGUAUGGAUACUGUUUGGACUCUCCUAUCUGUCCCUCGUCAUAUCUUACAUUACAGAGGUCUUCAUUAAAAAAGCAGAGAAGAUGGAAAACUUCACCAAGAAUAAAUUUGAGAAUGAAAUCAACAAACUUCAGGACGAAAUCACAAAAACCAAGAGAACAGUACAACAGAAAGCGUCUACAGUUAAAACUAGUGUCAACCGUAAAAUGCGAGACACUCAUUCUCCAAAGUUAACAAGGGGAGAUGCUUUCGACCAAAAGGACGGCAAAAACGGCGUACAGCUGCUCAGAGUGACUUUCAUCUCAGAAGGCAGAGAAAACACAAUCUGUUCAUGA